AUGUUCAAGAGAAAACUCAAUGCAUUGGGUUAUCCAAAAAGUUCAACGUUUGACCCAAGUGUGGUAGAACAAUGUAAAGAGCUUGUUAUAUGGUUGGAAGAUCAGAAAAUACGUCAUUAUAAAGUAGAAAACCGUGUGUUUCUGAAAACUGCCAAUGCAAAAUCAUGGCCUGCUGCUUUGGAAAAAUACUUAAAAGAUGUGGACUAUCCGUUUACAAAGAAAAAUCAAAACAUGGUAAUUGAUUGGCUGCUUGGACUUGCUGUAAGGCUUGAGUAUGGGGAUGAUGUAGAAAAGUAUAAUAGUGUAAGUCCUGAAAAAGUUGAAAAACCAAAAGAAAACGGUGCGUCUGCGAAAAGCCCACUGCAAGACAUUAAUGAAAAAAGCAUGGAGUUUAGAACAGGGGUUCGAAGCUUGGCAAAAGUUUUAGAUAUACCAAUUCACCCGGAUGAUACUGUCACCUUGGAAGCUGUGAAAAUUCUAAUUGAGGAGCGAUUGUCAACUCCAGCUCUUGAGGCGGCAAAAACGACAUCAAAACCAGUUGGUCGCGCUGUUCCUAUUGAUGAUAUAAAACUCGGGUUUGAUACAGGGGACCCUAUGAUAAACAAAGCUGCCAAAGCUCUAAGACUGUUGCAUAUAAAUGAGUUAAGAAAGUUGCAGACACAGGUUAAUGAAGCAAUUGUUGCCGUUCAGGCGAUAACAGCGAACCCAAAGACCGAUCAACGCUUGGGAAAGAUUGGAAGAAGUUAA
This is a messenger RNA of Ciona intestinalis (vase tunicate), 747 nucleotides long. The record is from RefSeq and is a predicted model, not a curated record. NCBI's taxonomy places the organism in Eukaryota, Metazoa, Chordata, Ascidiacea, Phlebobranchia, Cionidae.